Molecule: messenger RNA, 1720 nt
Organism: Coffea eugenioides
Lineage: Eukaryota; Viridiplantae; Streptophyta; Magnoliopsida; Gentianales; Rubiaceae
Product: TOM1-like protein 1
Exons: 4
Coding region: 273-1460 (395 amino acids)
Biological process (GO): protein transport to vacuole involved in ubiquitin-dependent protein catabolic process via the multivesicular body sorting pathway
Molecular function (GO): ubiquitin binding; phosphatidylinositol binding
Source: RefSeq, a predicted model, not a curated record
GUUAUUUGGAGUCAAUUGGCCUUCCCAAUUCCCAAUUUCCUAUCCCUUUCUCCUGAGGCUAGUCGACUUGUCCUGCUGUGUGCUGCGGUUAUCUGCCUCUCAAUUUCUCAAUCAACACGCUACCUAUCAUCUCUAUACUGCCAACUCAGCCUUCUACUUCAAGACCUGUCCGCCUUCGAGUCUAAGCCAGAGCUUCGGCGGAUUUUUCAGAUUGAAGUUCCAAGUGGAAGUCAUAUACUGUGGUACCAAUUUAUUGGACAAAUUUUAGAAAAAUGAGUGACAAUUUGAUGGAUAAAGUCAACGCCCUUGGCGAGCGCUUGAAGAUUGGAGGAUCCGAGGUCGGCCAGAAGAUCAGUGCCGGUGUGAGCUCUAUGAGCUUCAAGAUGAAGGAAUUCUUCCAAGGCCCCAACCAAGCCGACAAGGUGGUCGAGGAAGCCACCUCUGAAAAUCUAGACGACCCUGAUUGGGCCUCUAAUCUUGAAAUUUGCGACAUGAUCAAUCACGACAGGGUCAACAGCGUCGAGUUAAUACGCGGCAUUAAGAAACGAAUCAUGUUGAAGAUCCCCAGGGUUCAGUACUUGGCUCUCGUCUUGCUCGAAACUGUGGUAAAAAAUUGUGACAAGGCGUUCUCUGAGGUUGCUGCUGAGCGGGUCCUUGAUGAGAUGGUCAAGUUGAUUGAUGAUCCCCAGACCGUUGUUAACAACCGCAACAAGGCUCUCAUUCUCAUUGAAGCAUGGGGUGAAUCUUCGGGCGAGCUCCGUUACUUGCCCGUUUUUGAAGAGACUUAUAAGAGCCUAAAAUCAAGAGGUGUAAGGUUCCCUGGUCGCGAUAAUGAGAGUUUAGCCCCAAUAUUUACUCCUGCAAGAUCAGUUUCAGAUUCGGAAACAAAUGCUGCUCUCGCACAACAACUUCAUCAUGAUGUUCCUGCACCAACCUUCUCGGCUGAACAAACAAAAGAAGCAUUUGAUGUUGCAAGAAACAGUGUCGAGCUUCUUGCCACUGUUUUAUCGUCUUCACCACAGCAGGAUGCUCUAAAGGAUGAUUUGACCGUGACACUGGUACAGCAGUGUAGGGAAUCUCAAUACACUGUGCAGCGAAUCAUUGAGAGAGCUGGGGAUAAUGAGGCGCUGCUCUUUGAAGCAUUAAAUGUGAAUGAUGAAAUUCAAAAGGUCCUCUCCAAGUAUGACGAUAUGAAGAAACCAUUAGAAGUGAAGCCAGAGCCGGAACCUGCUAUGAUACCAGUGGCUGUUGAGCCGGAUGAUUCACCCCGUGUCGGAAAAGAAGAUGCAUUAAUCAGAAAACCAGCAGGUUCCCGAACUGGUGCGCAGGGAGGGAACAAUGAUGAAAUGAUGGAUGAUCUCGAUGAGAUGAUCUUUGGAAAGAAACCAGGUGGCACUUCUGAAGGAGGGCAUAAUGCAAAGAAGCAGCAAGGGCCGAAGGAUGAUCUCAUCUCAUUCUGAGUUCGCUGUGGGUGAAGGAGUAGUAGUAGUGUUUCUCGGAGCACUUGGAAGCGUUUGAUUAUGUUCAUAAUUCAACUUAGGCGGUAUUGAUCCUAAAGCAUGAUGACUUUAAUAUAUAUAUAUAUUGGAAGAGUUUCUGAGUACCUUUGUUUCUGCACAUUUGGUAUAAGAAGGCUAAAUUUGACUGGGAGUUUCAUGAACAUAAUUGUAGAACUGUUUGUUGGGUCGACAAUGUUAUAUGGCAUUUGUGCGUUGCUGUA